Acanthopagrus latus (yellowfin seabream) is the source of this 3462-nucleotide messenger RNA. RefSeq lists its product as uncharacterized. NCBI's taxonomy places the organism in Eukaryota, Metazoa, Chordata, Actinopteri, Spariformes, Sparidae. The coding region runs from base 321 to 848 and encodes 175 amino acids. The transcript has 3 exons. The record is from RefSeq and is a predicted model, not a curated record.
GCAGUAAAUAAAUAAAUAAAUAAAAAGAUGUGCGCAUAUAGAGGAGCUGAGUUUUGCUGCAUGGGCGUUGUCCGAUCUGCAUUUUGGGCUGCAGGCGGGACAGAACCGGGGCCCGCUGACACUGCGCCAGUGGAGGCACUGCCCACACAUUACAUGCUGCGGCUGUAAGGCUUGCAUGUGAGCAUCUUGAGUUUCCAUCACUGAUGCUCCAGGUCUGCAUGUUUCAGCCUUUCCUUCAUGGUGUCCCGUGUUGAACUCCUGCCAGGUGACAGCAGCCGGGAGUCAAGGUUACUGAUCUGACCGGACAGAUUCCAGCCGACAUGGAGCUGCACCUUCUGGCCGUGGCCUGUCUCCUGUUCGGCAGGAUAAUGAUGACGCAUCAGACUGUACACAUGAACUCAGUGACAAACUUCCUGUUCACUCCGCGCGGGCCCCAGAUGUUUCCAUGUCUCACCUACCUGGAGCGGAACGUCAGGGUGGACUGUGAGUUUCCAGCCACCUACCAGGUCCCCGGGCCCUACUGUGAGUACCGGCAGGACAGCCGGCUGGUGGGCAGCACCUACCCCAAUGCUGUUGUCUACGUGUCGACGGAGGACCGCAGGAGGAGCAACGUCAGCCUGGUCUCUCCCACCCUGUGCCGCCUCACCUGGGCCCCUCUGGCUGAUGAGAGGCCUUUCACCUACACCUGCAGGGUCUACCAGGGCAACAGCUGGAAGGAGAACAGCAUGGCCGUCCAUCACAGGAUUCUUCCAAUCUGCUCUGCGAUCAGCGUGAUGUUCAAAUCAGCGCCCUGGUUUUUGUCACUGGUGAUGUCACUUCCUGUGGCCGUGGGUCUCCUGAGUCCAUGAACUCUCCCUUUGACUGGGUAACAACUCAGUGGACCUUUCCUACAUGAUUUGUGAUUGAUGCAGACGAUUUUAUUUUCUAUGAUUUUUAUUUUGAGGCAGAGAGUAGAAGCCAUGAAAACAGCUCUAAAUAAAUAAGAUUGACUCCUCUUUUAAAAAAAACUUAUCUUUUAGGUGUGAGAGAUUCUAUGUACAGACCUCAUCUCUCACCACUGUACCUCGAAGACCAUCGCUUCACCGCGUCUUUAAAAGGGUAAAGAAAUUAUGAUGCUAUCAAACUAAAGACACUGCAGAUAAAUGCAUCAUUUUCUAUUAUAGCGUCUAUCAUGAAGAGCAGAUUUUAAUCUGUUUUCUCGAUCAGGUCUCUCCUGUAAAUAAGAUUCACUGGGACUCAUCUGUUCGAGGAAUAAUUUCAUUAUAGCCAAAUGAAUAUUAAUUUUGUGGUUUUCUAUUUUUAAAGAAAAAAAUGCUUACUAUAGAUUUAUAUUGCACCUUAUUGCUGUUCUGAGAACACAUAGGUUUGUUUAUGCGCACUUAAGUGUAUAGCAAGAGCCUUUUGAUUGGGUUUAUUACAGCAUUCAUUAAAAGAUAAAAAAUAAUGCGGUUUAUCAUCCGUCAGUUCACCAACUUAUAAUAAUUUGCAGUCUCACUAGUUUGCUCAACUAUAUAUAUAUAUAUAUAUAUAUAUAGUAUGUAACCUCAACAGGUAUUCAGGUGGCUAAUACGGCUAUUGAGUAAUAGUAAAGAAUAACUGCUCAAACACUGCCUCUCCUGCUAGCUAAUGCUAUUCUCUGACACCUUCAGUACCUUUAAACAUCUGUACACCGGGCUCCCAUGUGAGGUUUACCUCAAAGCAGCUCAAAAAGUUUCUUUCUCCUCCAACACGGUGCAAUAUCAGAGUUCCCCCCCCUCAGACAGCAAUAACAAAGCAAAUACCAUGAUUGUGAUGAUUAUUCCUUACUUGAAGACCUUUGGAAAAAAAGACUCUCAUGUCAUUUUCACUCGGUGCUCUGAUGCUUAUCUGCCCUAUAGCCUAAAAAGACAUAUAAAUGUUUAAAACAUUUGGAUGUGUUAGCUCGCUAGCUUGCAAAGAAUGUUUAAGGCUGUGGACGAGGUGCAGGCUUUAGCUCUGGAGCCUUACAGCCGAAUGAGUUUCUUAUGCAGUUCAAGUAAUGACUGACAGACAGUUAUUGCCAAGAGAGUUUGUGACGAGAACAGUAAAUAUUCACUGUUAUAAUCCUGGCAUGUUAAUGAUAAGAUCCAGAAAUGUUUUCUGAUGUACAGUAUGUAAAACACCAUACAUUGACUGUUUAUGUGCUUCCAACAAAUCUAUCUAUUAGCUUUUAAAAUGCUUAAAAUUCCAUCCACUCCGUCUCCCUCCUGCUCAGCUUAAAAGUUUCAAGUUGUUGUCGCUAACUGUGAGCCAGUGAACACGGCCUUCCAUCUCCCCUGCCUUUGCAUUCAAGUCACAACACUGCUGUUGUUCUAAUCAUCUGCCGCCCUCAAGCUAAUGCUAAUGUUAGCUUGCAAACAUUAACGUUGCUUACACUAGCUAGCAAUCGUCAACGUUGCCAACACUAGCUAACGAUAACAACGCUCACGCUAGCAAGCUGAUGUUGACAUUGCAAAAGUUAAAGUUGCUAACACUAGCUAGCUAAUGUCAGUGCAGUGUAGCAUGUUUUUAUGUUGUUGUUUUUUCCUUCCACAAACUGGCAACUACCAAGACUCUCGACACGGACAAAACACAGAUACCACGUGAUAGCGCCGUUGUUCCACUGCUGACAAAUCUUGUCAGAAUUGUUACAAGGAGUUAAACAAAACAACCAUUAUGGACCCAACAAAAUUUCAAGAAUUACCUCUAACUGCUGAACACAAGACGUCUCCUCUGUCACCGUAAAGUCCACUCUCAGUGUUUAUGCACUGGAGGCUUCAGGUUUCCACGGCACACUUGUGUUAGCUGAAUAUUGGGGGCAGGACUUGAUUCCAAACUAUUUGUGAUGUCACAAAUCAUGCUUGUAGGCCCCGCCCCUUAAAACAGAGAAUAUUUACGGUGUGAGUAGAUGAACAAGAAAACAGGUGACUAGUGUCAAACUCGCCACGUACGUCACUCCACACAGUGAAGCUCAAACAUUCAAAUGUGGGAACAUGAAGGAAAAAAAAAGUCUGACUGGAGAGGAGCUUUAAAACAGACGCCGCUCUCCUCUUACACAAGUACGCAUGUCUUAAUGUACACGCACAUAAUGUAGGCAGUCUGUGUGCAGUAUGAAAGAAUGUCGUAGCUUUAUGUGCUCUUUCGAGAGCUGCUUGAUUUGAACACUUCAUGUUUACAGUGUACACGCCUUCCACACGCAGCCUAAACAUACACUGCUUAAACAAUGCUGCUCACUUCAUUCAGUGCUGUUGUUUUCCAUUCAUGUCACAUUUUUUUAACAAUAAUUGCGUCCACAUUGCGUUUCUUUUCUGUUUUUAUGCUCUGAUCAGUAUUAUUUGCCAAGUAGUGUUUUACUUGUAAUAAAGAUGUCUUUAUAUUUUUUCAAAUAGGGAAGUCAGCUUGUUUGGUUUGUGUUCUCCUCCCACCAAAGGUGUAUGAAGAGCUAUAGCAGAACUAUAGUAACGA